Molecule: messenger RNA, 3138 nt
Organism: Orycteropus afer afer
Lineage: Eukaryota; Metazoa; Chordata; Mammalia; Tubulidentata; Orycteropodidae
Source: RefSeq, a predicted model, not a curated record
AUGGCGGCGGCGGUGGUAACGGCCACACUUGCCGCCGGGGGUGAGGAGGCGGCGGCCACAACCUCCGUUCCAGGGUCUCCGGGACUGCCCGGGAGCCGCAGUGCAGAGCGGGCCCUAGAGGAGGCCGUGGCCACCGGGACCCUGAACCUGUCCAACCGGCGCUUGAAGCAGUUUCCCCGGGGCGCGGCCCGCAGCUACGACCUGUCAGACAUCACCCAGGCUGACUUGUCCCGGAACCGGUUCCCCGAGGUGCCUGAGGCAGCAUGCCAGCUGGUGUCUCUCGAGGGCUUGAGCCUCUACCAUAACUGCUUGAGAUGCCUGAAUCCAGCCUUGGGGAAUCUCACAGCCCUCACCUACCUCAACCUCAGCCGAAACCAGCUGUCGUCGCUGCCACCCUACAUCUGCCAGCUGCCGCUGCGGGUGCUCGUCGUCAGCAACAACAAGCUGGGAGCUCUGCCUCCUGACAUUGGGGCCUUGGGAAGCCUGCGGCAGCUUGAUGUGAGCAGCAAUGAGUUGCAGUCUCUCCCCCCAGAGCUGUGUAGCCUGCCUUCCCUGCGGGAUCUCAAUGUCCGGAGGAAUCAGCUCAGCAUCCUACCUGAUGAGCUGGGGGACCUUCCUCUUGUCCGCCUGGAUUUCUCCUGUAACCGCGUCUCCCGAAUCCCAGUCUCCUUCUGCCGCCUCAGGCACCUACAGGUCAUUCUGCUGGACAGCAACCCCCUGCAAAGCCCCCCUGCCCAGAUCUGCCUGAAGGGGAAACUUCACAUCUUCAAGUACUUGUCAACCGAGGCUGGGCGGCGGGGAGGCUCUGCACUGGGGGACCUGGCCCCAUCUCGCCCCCCAAGUUUCAGUCCCUGCCCACCUGAGGAUUUAUUCCCGGGACGUCGGUACGAUGGUGGACUGGACUCAGGCUUCCACAGUGUUGACAGUGGCAGCAAAAGGUGGUCUGGAAACGAGUCAACAGAUGAAUUCUCGGAGUUGUCAUUCCGGAUCUCGGAGCUGGCCCGGGAGCCUCGGGGGCCCAGGGAACGGAGGGAGGACGGCGUCGCUGAUGGGGACCCUGAGCAGAUUGACUUCAUUGACAGCCACGUGCCUGGGGAGGACGAAGAUCGAGGUGCUGCUGAGGUGAGGGUCCAGCCCAUGUCCCUCUUCAGCCACGAGAGAGGAGAGCUGCAGGGAGGGGGGGGGAACGGGGAGAGGGCACCAAGCAGCAGGCGGGAGGAGCCGGCAGGGGAGGAACGGCGGCGCCCAGACACCUUGCAGUUGUGGCAGGAACGUGAGCGGCGCCAGCAGCAGCAGCUGCAGCAGCAGCAGAGUGGAGUGUGGGGGACCCCCAGGAAGGACAGUUUCCUGAAGCUGGGGAUCAGGGCUGCUGGGGGAGGUGCCGCCACUCCAUCGACACAGGCCACCUCCAACGGCACACCUAAGCCUACUGCCACCCAACUGGGGGCUUUAGGGGGACAGGGAGCUCCAGCUCCUGCCCCCACCUCCCAGGAGGCUCUUCCUAGAGUUGGACCAGCCAUAGCACCUGCUCCCCGGCCACUCGGCUCCAUGCAGAGACCAAACAGCUUCCUCUUCCGCUCAUCCUCUCAGGGCAGCUCAGGCCCUUCCUCACCAGACACUCUCUUAAGGCUUCGGCGAUCCCCCCAGGUUCAGGACGAGAAGGAAUUAAUGUCUCAGCUGCGCCAGGUCCUUGAGUCCCAUCUGCAGCGGCCCCUGCCUGAGGACCUGGCAGAAGCUCUGGCCAAUGGGGUCAUCCUGUGUCAGCUGGCCAACCAGCUCCGGCCGCGCUCCGUGCCCUUCAUUCACGUGCCCUCCCCUGCUGUGCCAAAACUCAGCGCCCUCAAGUCUCGGAAGAAUGUGGAGAGUUUCUUAGAAGCCUGUCGAAAAAUGGGGGUGCCUGAGGCUGACCUGUGCUCGCCCUCGGAUCUCCUCCAGGGCACCGCCCAGGGGCUGCAGACUGCAUUGGAGGCCGUGCAGCGGGUGGGGGGCCGGGCCCCCCCACCCCUGUGGCCCCCCUCUGGUCUGGGCGGCUUCGUCCUCUUCUACCUGGCCCUCGCACUGCUGCUCUAUGUCACCUACACUCGCCUCCUGGCUUCCCCUUUCCCCCAGAUGACCUGGGAUGUAUCUUCCUCAACGAUGGUCCCACUAGCACCCUGGGACCCCAACUAUGAGGCUGAAGCAGGGCCUCGGCUAUGGGUAAGUUGGGGGUGCCGUGUGGCUCCGGGGCCCAGCAGCGGGUCAGGCGUCUCGUUCUCAGGCCGGACCUUAUGUCAUCCGUCAUUCUGGCCAUUGUAUGAGGCCGCCUCCAGCAGGGACCCUCGUCCCUUGGUCCCUGCAGGAGAGCAUCACAAUGGAGGGCCGCUGCCCGGGGAUGCAGGGUUCCCGGCGCUGUGCUGUGAAGAUGUCUUUCUCUCAGACCCCUUGCUGCCCUAUGGGCAGCGGAUUCCCCUGUACUUGGCCCAGGCACAGCAGGUGAUGAGCUCCCUGCAGCUGCUGGUCCCACCCCCUGUCAUGUCCCCUAGGGUGGUCCCCACCUCAUCCCCUUACUGUUCCGCUGCCUGGCUCACUGGGCCUGAGUUGAUCGCCCUCACUGGCCUCCUGCAGAUGAGCCAGGGGGAGGCAAGACCCAGCUCCUCAACAUCCUCUCCAGGGGCGGGGUCCCCGAUGCUCACGAACUCCCUAACGAGCUCGGACAGCGGCUGCGCGCCAGGCUGCCCCCGACGUCGCCUUGGGCGUCCCGCAGCCAGGCCCGGGCGAUUGCGCGGGGGCGCCAUCACUAGGCAGCAGUCGGCAGGCUACUUGUGCACUAAGUCCGCUUCGUCGCCCGCCAUGGGCUCGCGCCUUGGCGGCGGUGGCGGCUCGCACCUCGGGCGCGGCUCUGUGCCACGCCUGCUGCUCCGCCUCGCGGGCCGCUGCCGCACCCAGGCUGCUGCCGCGCGUCUCCGGGGCGAUCAGGUGGCGCUAGAGCACGUCCGCGCGCUGGCUGACGGUGCACGCGCCCUCCAGGCUCCCUCUACGGAGCAACGCUGGCCCGCCACAGCUGGCGCGGAACUUCCGCUCGCUUGCGUUAACACUCGAGGCCGGGAGCGUCGGCGCGCGGCGCGAAGCAUGGGCGGCGAUGGGAUUUCUGCUUCCUAA